Molecule: messenger RNA, 1372 nt
Organism: Phyllotreta striolata
Lineage: Eukaryota; Metazoa; Arthropoda; Insecta; Coleoptera; Chrysomelidae
Source: the annotation of a GenBank genome assembly
CGGAAAGUCAGCAAAUUGGUCUAAUGUUUCCACGGUUCUGAAACUGAAAGUAAUUGCGUGUAAAUUACCAGUAUGAAUGUGCUUUGGUCGGUGUAUACGUUUAUUAUUAUAUUGCAAAACACUUGGGCAAGUCAAAGAAUUGUUGGAGGUCGCAUAGCCAAACCUGGUGAAUUCCCAUACACUCUAAGUUUAAGAAUCGGUGGGUCCCACAUAUGCGGGGCAACUUUAAUUAGCAAUGACACGGCUAUAUCGGCGUCCCAUUGCUUCGAAUACACCGGCUCCUACACCGUGAGAGCAGGAAGUAACUUCCUGCACAAGGGAGGAGUUGUAACCAACGUAAGAAAAGCCAUCCUGCAUCCGUAUCACCGGGAUGAAAACCAAGACUACGACUUCGCCAUCUUGAAGCUCGACCCGCCUUUGAAGUUGUCUUCGACUAUACAGCCGAUUAAACUGGGCCUUUCCGAAGAGAGCUGUUUGAAGGAGGGGGCCAAAGGAACGGUGACGGGUUGGGGAUCCCUCAACGCCAACUUCCCGGGCGCCGUGGAGAACAUGCGCGUCGUCCAAUUGCCCGUGUUGCCCAUGUCGUAUUGCAAAACCAGUUACAACAUGGUUGAGAUUACAACGAGAAUGUUCUGCGCCGGGUACCGGGAAGGAGGCAAAGAUUCUUGCCAGGGCGAUUCUGGCGGGCCGUUCGUCGUAAACGGGCGUUUGUGCGGCGUGGUGUCCUGGGGAUUCAACUGCGCCCAACCCGGUUAUCCUGGAGUUUACACGAACGUACCGAUGUUCAGAUCAUUCGUAAGAGUCAACCGUAAAUAAAGUUAGAAAACACCAUCUCCUCUAAACCAGUAAAUACCGUUGCAUUUUAAUAUCCCACUUCUGCACUUCAAUUUAGUAAUUUCGCUCUGAAAUGUAUCGCUACGUAGGCGACUCCGAUGGAAAACAAGGCCGCUAGCAAUUCGCAGGAUAACCAAGGACCUUCGUAAACACCGGAAUGGUUAAUUUUCACUGUAGCAAACACCGGUAUGUCCGAUAUAUUCUCGCCGUUCCUGAUCGCUUUUCUGAUCACCAAAUAGCCGGUUUCGUUGUAAACGUCGAUGCUGAUGACGCCGAUUUUGGCGGUUUUCACGUCCUCGGUCCAGCUGAUUUGGUAUUUAUCCUGGCCCACUUGGGCGACCGGCGUCAUCCCGUCGCCCAGCUUGGCGUAGAGGUUCCCGGCGCUGCCCGACUCGCAUUUCACGUAGAAAUUCGAAAUGUACGCGACGUGCUUGAGUAUCGUGGCGUCCUGGGUGGUGUACGACGUCGAAAUUAUUUGCGGGUUCUCGCAGUUUUCCGCUGUGGCCGCCAACAGGCCGCUCAAAAUGUGCAGUAUUAG